Heterocephalus glaber (naked mole-rat) is the source of this 1184-nucleotide messenger RNA. It is a transcript of the gene Esx1, whose product is annotated as ESX homeobox 1. Gene Ontology annotation, biological process: regulation of transcription by RNA polymerase II. NCBI's taxonomy places the organism in Eukaryota, Metazoa, Chordata, Mammalia, Rodentia, Bathyergidae. Gene Ontology annotation, molecular function: RNA polymerase II transcription regulatory region sequence-specific DNA binding; DNA-binding transcription factor activity, RNA polymerase II-specific. The record is from RefSeq and is a predicted model, not a curated record.
UCCCACCAACUCCAAAUAGAUACACUAGGAAUUCUGAUAGAGGGCGUGUUACCUGCAGAGCGCGUGUGCUCCUAGAACCUGAGGGGCUCACUGUACCGCUAUAUAAGGAGUGCGGCUCCCAGAAGGCGCCAGAAGAGCAGGAGAGCAGCCACUAGCUCCCGCUCUUUCCUCCACCCCACCAUCACCACAGACCCCUCGGAGUCUGCAGAAGCGCGCAACUUCAUCGACAGCACUUAAGAUAUGGAAUUUCUUCCCAAACCCAGCCACUGUAGCACUAGCUACGGCAGCCUCGGAGCCAGCGAACUCGAGGAACAGCUAUAUGAUGUGCAGCCGACGGUGGCCUCCGCGAUUGGAGCAGGGCUAGACGGCGAGGAAAAGACACCAUCCGAACCUGAGCAAGGAGCGGAAGCAGAAGCCGAAGGCAGCCUCCUCGCAGAAGCGCCCAGCAGCUUGGACGGCGGAAACCUGGAGGAUGACGGCGGGCACCUAGAGCCCAGGGAAGGGCAGGAGGAGCCAGCCCCCGCGGCAGCGGAGGAGCCACUGCUCCCAGAGAGGAGGCAGCGCCGCGGCCGCACCACUUACUCGCAGUUCCAAGUGCAGGAGCUGGAGGCGUUUUUCCGUCGCAAUCAGUACCCCGACGUUUUUGUGCGGGAGGAGCUUGCUGGAUGCCUGAAUUUGACUGAAGCCAAAGUGCAGGUUUGGUUUCAGAAUAGAAGAGCCAAGUGGAGGCGACAUCAGAGGGCACAAAUAUUGAAAAAUAUGCCUCCUGUCUUCCUGGGCCCUGGUAUGGGCAUAAUCUUCAAUGGGCCCUUUAGUGCUGUACCUUUUGUGGAUCCUACUUUGAGAUGUGAUCCUGUAAUGCUACCACCCAUUCGGCUCCCUGUACUACCUGUACCUGUGCCACUCAGGCCAACCUUGCCACAUCUGCCAUGCAGGCCGCAGAUGAUGUAUAUUCCUCCUGGGCCACGUGUGCCUCACUUUGACCUGGCCUCCGUAGGUAUGCCACGGAGCUCCAUCAUCCAGGAUCCUUUCAUAGGCCCCAUUUUGUAAAGCUUGGUCUUCGUAACAGUUUUUCCAAAGGUUUUCUGCCAGAUAUAAAUUGUUGCACAGCACCUUAGAGUAAGUUGUUAAAUACCUGUUAAACGAAGUGAACAGAUAAAGUUAGUGCCUUCUUGUUUUUUGUA